CCAGGGGAAGCAAACGAACCAAAAUAGCGUGCCUUGCCUAGUUGCCUUCCCCUGCUUCCCUCCUUCCCACUCCAAGAACAAACGCCCGCCCGCCCGCCCGCCCGCCCGCACGAGCUCUCUCGCCUCCCGUUGCUGCGGGCCUAGCGCCGCGCCGCCGCCUCCGAACCCCGCCCUCGUGCGGCCGACGCCCUCCCGCCUCGGCUGCCGCCCCAUCCGGCGCGCCCCCGCCGCCCCCUGGAUCAACGCGAGAUCCCCUGCGCGCGCGCGCUGCCCGGCGGCGUCCACAUGGAGGCGGGAGGCGGGCCCACGCUGCAGUCCCUCCUGUGCCUCGCGUGGCUCGCCGCCAUCCUUCCCAUCGUCGCCGCCGCGCUGCCGAUCCCCGCAGCCGCCGGCGGCCGCCUCGUCCAGCGCCUGCUCUCCGCCUUCUCCGCCCGCGGCAAGACCUCCUCGCCCAAGGCGAAAUUCACUGUUCCGCAAAAAUUCUUCUUGCAUUUUUAUGUGGUGGGCGUGGUCAUGACAACAGGAUUGCUGCUUGCAAUCUGGUUCUAUGCAUAUAUAAAAAUGACAACAGUGUUGCCGGAGCCAUCAAGUUACUCCACAAUUGCCAGCAAUCUUGUUGGUGGGUCAAAUUCGUUCUCUUUGGGUAAUGUCUGGUCGAGCCCCAUGGAGCACAAGUAUCGUGUAUGGCGGACUGUAUUUGUACUUUUACUGAUGGAAAUCCAGGUUUUGAGACGCCUGUAUGAGACUGAACAUGUAUUCCACUACAGCCCUUCAGCUCGGAUGCACAUCAUGGCAUAUCUGACUGGUCUUUUCUUCUAUGUGGCUGCACCUUUAUCUCUUGCUAGCUCUUGUAUUCCUGAAGCAAUGCAGUAUCUUCAAGGUCAAAUAGCUGAAUUCAUAGUAAAGGGUCGUGCAAGAAUGCCAGAUCUAGUAAUUGAUUCGUCAUCUCUCCUAAGGCCUCUUCUAAAGUUGGGGUGGUGCCAAUGGAUAGGUGCUGUUAUUUUCAUUUUGGGAUCGCUCCAUCAGAUGCGUUGCCAUGCAAUUCUUGGAUCAUUGCGUGAACACAAAGAUUCUGAUGAAUAUGUUAUUCCUUGCGGUGAUUGGUUUAGUCGCGUGUCUUGCCCUCAUUACCUUGCUGAAUUAGUAAUAUAUUUUGGCAUGUUGAUAGCUAGUGGUGGAUCAGACAUUCCUGUGUGGUUCGUUUUCCUUUUUGUGAUUACAAACUUGUCCUUUGCAGCGGUACAAACUCAUCGAUGGUACCUUCAGAAGUUUGAAGAUUACCCUCGUUCUCGCUAUGCCAUUAUUCCAUUUAUAUGCUAGUCAUCUCUAGAAAACGGCUCAGUUUGCUCAAGCAUUACCUAUUUGCCACAGCAAAUUGCAAAAAACGUAUCUUAUGUGUUUUCUAAUUUCAUCAGCUCGCACAAGUCCAGAGUGUAACGUAUAUUCAUGUAAAUGUGACAGUAUAGAAUUGUUGUAUUGUUUAGCUUAAGUAAUAUUCGUCACCCUUAAUGUACUUUUAGUGUUAUGUCUGCGGUUGUAGAUUAUGACACAGUUUGGUGAACAGCAGUAUUUAUUAACAGUUUUUAGCAUUGGAAAUAAAGUUAUUCCAGAACA
Phragmites australis (common reed) is the source of this 1614-nucleotide messenger RNA. Its product is annotated as polyprenol reductase 1-like. The record is from RefSeq and is a predicted model, not a curated record. Gene Ontology annotation, molecular function: 3-oxo-5-alpha-steroid 4-dehydrogenase activity. Bases 286 to 1320 code for a protein of 344 amino acids. Gene Ontology annotation, cellular component: endoplasmic reticulum. Gene Ontology annotation, biological process: polyprenol catabolic process; dolichol-linked oligosaccharide biosynthetic process. NCBI's taxonomy places the organism in Eukaryota, Viridiplantae, Streptophyta, Magnoliopsida, Poales, Poaceae. The transcript has 6 exons.